GGCCAAUGUAAGUACCACCGCGGCAGUGCACCGGCACUAGAGAAGUUAACUCAGACCUCGGCUCGGCUGGCUGCCAGUCUUCGGCGCGUUCGUCCAAGCGGAUGUUGUUGUUGUUAGCCAAGCGCUGCUGCUCGUAGAACAACACGUCUUAUUCAUUUGUAUUUAAUUCGAUCUCAUCUCGAGGCAUUUACAACAAAAUCAUCCGGUACCAAUACAACGAUUGUUUGUGAAUUUGACGGGGAAUAGAAGAGAGUGAGGAAGUGGUUGCUGCAGGAGCCGGAGGCCACGGCCACCAUAGCAACAGAAGACUGUUCGUCAGCAGCGAGGCAAAGAAAGAAGGCAGGUUCCAGAAGCUACCGGGUCGGGUUGGUUGCGGGAUGGUUGCAACAACGUGCGCGCGCCCACGGUAUACUCUAGAGCGGCAGUAGUGCUCAUUGAUGCGAAGUGCAUGUGCGGGCCGCGAUCUCGUUUCGCGGCGCAUCCUUGAACCCUCCGGGCCCGAUGCCUCUGGGGUCACCCCGACAUCUGCCGCAACCGCCGCCGCCGCCAGGACUGGUGACAUGAUGGUGUACCCCGACCCGCAAUGGACAUGCUCGGCCACGGCGCCCAUGCUGCAGCUCUACGACGACGUCGGCUAUCGAGUAAAUGUGGUGGAGGCAUUACAAGAAUUUUGGCAAAUGAAACACGCUCGGGGAGCGGAUUUAAGAAACGGCGCCCUGGUCAUUUACGAAUCGGUACCAUCAAACGCUCAACCCUACGUGUGUUACGUCACACUUCCCGGCGGUUCCUGCUUUGGCAGCUUCCAGAACUGUCCAACGAAGGCAGAGGCAAGAAGGAGCGCCGCCAAAAUAGCUUUAAUGAAUUCGGUUUUUAACGAGCACCCAUCAAGACGCAUUUCGGACGAUUUUAUCGAAAAGGCCGUGUCAGAAGCGAGAACGUCGUUCAAAGGCGAAUCGGAAGAGCCGGACAACCCUAAUACGGGAAUAGGCGCCUUCAGGUUCAUGUUGGAAUCGAACAAAGGCCGAACAAUGCUCGAGUUCCAGGAACUGAUGACAGUGUUCCAACUUUUGCAUUGGAAUGGCAGCUUGAAGGCGAUGAGGGAACGUCAGUGCAGUCGGCAAGAGGUGGUGGCGCAUUACUCGAACAGGGCCCUCGACGAUGACAUGAGGUCUCAGAUGGCUUUGGAUUGGAUAGCCAGGGAGCAGGAGUGCGCUGGAUCGUUGAGAAAGGAAUUGAACCAGGCCGAACGGGAGCUCGAAUCGGCAAGGCUCGCUGGUCGAGAGCUAAGAUUUCCCAAAGAAAAGAAGGAUAUCCUCAUUUUGGCACAUAGUCAAGUCAAUGUUAGUUAACGAUUGAUCGUUACUUAACGAUCUCCCCUCUACACCUUUAGAUAUAUAGGUAACUCUCUAAAUGGUGAACCAAUAUUGUGAAUUUACGUGAUAUAUAAAUAUAAGUGGUUUACAAAAUAUUUUG
This is a messenger RNA of Brassicogethes aeneus, 1473 nucleotides long. The record is from the annotation of a GenBank genome assembly. NCBI's taxonomy places the organism in Eukaryota, Metazoa, Arthropoda, Insecta, Coleoptera, Nitidulidae.